AUUUUCAGCAGGAAAGGCUUUCGUUUUUAAUCUUGUUCCCACAAUCAAUAUAUAUUUGGCAUGCGUUGGCCGAAUUCUUAAAAAGCCAUUCAACAUCGAUAACUUCGGGUUGAAAUUUUCUUAUGCAGGAAAAAGUCAUUCAAUGCAUGCGUUUUUAUUUAGAAAUCCAUUCAACAGUGGCGACUUUGGAUUGAAAUUCAGACAUGUUUUCUUUGGACUGAUAUUCAAAAUUGGGGGCUCUGGAUUGUAAGAUAAAAUGGGCUUGCAUUUUGUGUGAGAGACAUUGAAUUACUGAAUUGUAUAGUUUUAUACACUAUCAACUUUGGUAGAGAUGAGGACUACAUUGCCAAAUCUCCAUAUGAAUGAGAUGAUUGUAUUCCCUUCCAAUCAUCUCAAACCUCUGUUCGCAGGCAGCAGCUACAGAAGUUGUAUAGCACAUAUCAGCAAUGCAUACAAAAGUAACAGAGGUUUUCUCUGUAAUUCUGCUUCUCUGACUGCAUCUGAUCUGGUUAAGAGAAAACCCAAUUGCAGAGUAAUAGCAAAAUCACAGCUUGUGAAUGCAGUUGAGAAAACAGAUGAAGUUAAGGUGGGUGCAUUUGACUUCAAAAAAUACAUGGCCACCAAGAUCAGUGUGAUCAAUGACGCCCUAGAAAAGUGUGUAAGCCUCACAUACCCUGAGGUUUUACAUGAAGCAAUGAGGUACUCUCUUCUAGCUGGGGGGAAAAGAGUUAGACCCAUUUUGUGCCUUGCUGCUUUUGAGCUUGUUGGUGGAUCUGGGGAUUCAGCCAUGCCAGCUGCUUGUGCAGUGGAGAUCAUUCAUACCAUGUCCCUCAUGCAUGAUGAUUUACCCUGCCUGGACAAUGAUGAUUUAAGGAGAGGGAAACCCACAAACCAUAAAGUGUUUGGUGAGGAUGUUGCUCUGUUGGCAGGGGAUGCAAUGCUGUCAUUUGCAUUUGAGCAUGUUGCCUGUGCUACCAAAGGGGUUGAGGCAGAAAGGGUAUUGAGGGUCCUUUCUGAGUUGGGCAAGGCAAAUGGUACAGAAGGGCUAGUUGCGGGGCAGGUUGUGGAUGCUAGGAGUGCAGGUGUUUCUGAUGUGGGUCUAGACCUCCUUGAGUACAUUCAUUUGCAUAAAACAGCUGCUCUGUUGGAGGGAUCUGUAGUGGCUGGUGCAAUCCUUGGGGGUGGCUCUGAGGAAAAGAUUGAGAAACUGAGGAUGUUUGCAAGGUGUAUAGGCCUGCUUUUCCAGGUUGUUGAUGAUAUUCUUGAUAUUACUGAGUCAUCUCAUGAGCUUGGGAAGACUGCUGGGAAGGACCUCCUGGCUGAUAAGGCUACUUAUCCUAAACUGUUAGGGGUAGAAAAGUCCAGAACAUUGGCUGAAGAUCUGAGCAGGCAAGCCAAGGAACAGUUGUCUGCUUUUGAUGUGAACAAAGCAGCACCUCUGAUUUGUUUGGUUGAUUACAUUGCCCACAGGCAUAAUUAGGUUAUGCUAGGGCGGGGGACUGAAUAAAAUAUUACAUUGCCCACAGGCAUAAUUAGGUUAUGCUAGACUGGGAGACUUAUUAAAAUUUCAUUGUUAGGGAAAAUUGGGAGCUUUAUGAUAUCAAUACUUUUAUUUGAAAAUAAAGCUAUAUUAAAUGGGAAAAUAUAUAAACUACAUGCAAAUGUUAGAAUUUGAUAAAGAUGUAUUACAAGCAUGCCCUUCCCACGGAGUCACUUUUUAAUAUCAAAUGAUUUAUAAUUUUUUA
Messenger RNA from Cryptomeria japonica (Japanese cedar), 1745 nucleotides. RefSeq names its product geranylgeranyl pyrophosphate synthase, chloroplastic. The transcript has a single exon. Gene Ontology annotation, biological process: isoprenoid biosynthetic process. Bases 332 to 1480 code for a protein of 382 amino acids. Gene Ontology annotation, molecular function: prenyltransferase activity. The record is from RefSeq and is a predicted model, not a curated record. Lineage: Eukaryota; Viridiplantae; Streptophyta; Pinopsida; Cupressales; Cupressaceae.